AUGGGCUUACCAAGUUUGAGAGGAUUAUUAUUCUGGUUAUUGUUAUUUGUUUCAUCGUUUUUGGGAUGCGUAUUUAUGCUCUUUCCAUUUGUACCGUUUGUUUAUUUUGCUCCAUCAUUGUGGAGAAUUUGUGCUGAUUACUUUGUUGGUUAUUGGUUAACAUUUCCAGCAGCUUUGUGUGAAUGUAUUUUCGGGAUUAAAUUUGAAAUCACUGGAGAUUUGAUCAAUAGUUCGGAACCGGCGCUAAUCAUUAUGAACCACAGAACAAGACUUGACUGGUUAUUCUUUUGGAAUGCACUGUAUAGACUGGAUCCAUGGUUACUUACAACAAAAAAAAUAUCAUUAAAAAAUUCACUAAAAUAUAUUCCAGGCGCAGGAUGGGCAAUGCAAUGUGCAGCUUACUUAUUUUUGCAACGUCAUCAUAGAAUUGAUAUCAACGCAAUGCGUGAGAUGAUUACUUACUACAAGGAUUCAAAGCGUAAUUAUCAAAUAUUACUAUUUCCAGAAGGGACAGAUCGUGGAAAACGAGCAAUAAAACGCAGUGAUGAUUUUGCAGAACUUCACAAUUUACCGAAAUAUCAAUUUGUUCUGCACCCACGUACAACAGGUUUUGUAUCCCUAGUGCAGUUUAUGCGAGAAAAGAAUUAUAUAAAGAAUAUUUACGAUGUGACGGUUGGAUAUCCGGAUGAAAUAGUCAGUACAGAGUUCGAAGUACUCAUUUAUGGACGUCUACCGAAUUCUGUACAUUUUAAUGUAAAACAAUACAAAGAAAAUGACUUACCUAAAAGUGAUCGUGAUUUAGCCGAAUGGAUUAAUGCAAUUUGGAAAGAGAAAGAAAUUCGGCUAGAAAAAUUUUAUAAAUCUGAUAGUGAAGAGCGAAAAUUCUUCGCUUUUGGAAAACACAACAUCUGGACAAAGUUCUCAGCAGAUACUGGUUAUUAUUGUGCGCUAGCAUUCUGGCUGGCAAUAUCCAUAAUUUGGAUAUACUUCAUAAUUUUUUACUUCACUGUCAAAAUUUAUGUGCUAGUGUCGUGUACAUUCUUCUUCUACUGUGAAAGACGGUAUGGUGGUGUUCAGAAUUGGACUUUAAAAUUAUUGAAACAAAAACAGAAGCAAUAG
This is a messenger RNA of Thelazia callipaeda (thelaziosis nematode), 1119 nucleotides long. Lineage: Eukaryota; Metazoa; Nematoda; Chromadorea; Rhabditida; Thelaziidae. The record is from the annotation of a GenBank genome assembly.